Messenger RNA from Otolemur garnettii (small-eared galago), 4162 nucleotides. RefSeq names its product somatostatin receptor 1 (gene SSTR1). Gene Ontology annotation, biological process: neuropeptide signaling pathway; cellular response to estradiol stimulus. The transcript is spliced from 2 exons. Gene Ontology annotation, cellular component: membrane; neuron projection. The record is from RefSeq and is a predicted model, not a curated record. Gene Ontology annotation, molecular function: somatostatin receptor activity; neuropeptide binding. NCBI's taxonomy places the organism in Eukaryota, Metazoa, Chordata, Mammalia, Primates, Galagidae. The coding region runs from base 704 to 1876 and encodes 390 amino acids.
GAUUUUCAAUUCCGCGCCUGGCACGUUCCGGAGCGAGUCUCAGGCUGCUCCCCAGCUCCCAGCCGCCGCGCGUCCUUGCUUCUGGAGUCGAUUCCCCGGAACACUCUCGCCCGCCAGGAGCUGCCUGCAGCAUUGUAUGGCAGAAGCCCCUAACCCCGAGGAGUUGUUCUUCCUCCCCAUACAGCUCUUGGUUUAGGGUCCGUUUUCGAGACUCUAAGAGAAAUUCCGUUGAGCACCUGUGCUGGGACCCGGCCCAGAGAAGCAACUUGGACCCACCAAGAACGUCUACCUGCUAGCAGAGCACGCAUGCACUUGGCAAGGGCCACCUCCGCGUCGGGCUGGAGGGAGCGCGCUCGGGCUGCUGACGCGCUGGUGGUGCCUUAUUAAUCUUUCACCAGCCCAGAGCCGCGCCAGUUAAUGGCUGUGCCGCGUGGGGCUCCAGCGUUCUGGCCUCCCAGUCUCCGCGCUCGCCAGUGCCCCGGCGCCCCGGAGCGGCAAGCGGCAGCGCUCAGGAAGCCGCUGGGCGAUGUGCCCCGCCGGCGCGGGUAGGAGCCGAGCUCCCCACAGUCGCUGCGCGCUACCCCGAGGCGCCGGGUGGCUGUGAGCUGCAGGCGAGCGGUCGGGCGCGGAGGGAGGGCGCAGGCAGCGGGGCGCGAGGACAGAGCCCCAGCCCCGGCAACUCCACCGGCCCCCCUCAGCCAGGAUGUUCCCCAAUGGCACCGCCUCCUCUCCCUCCUCUCCUAGCCCCAGCCCGGGCAGCUGCGGCGAAGGCGGCGGCAGCAGGGGCCCCGGGGCCGGCGCUGCGGACGGCAUGGAGGAGCCGGGACGAAACGCGUCCCAGAACGGGACCUUGAGCGAGGGCCAGGGCAGCGCCAUCCUCAUCUCUUUCAUCUACUCCGUGGUGUGCCUGGUGGGGCUGUGUGGGAACUCUAUGGUCAUCUACGUGAUCCUGCGCUACGCCAAGAUGAAGACGGCCACCAACAUCUACAUCCUGAACCUGGCCAUUGCUGACGAGCUGCUCAUGCUCAGCGUGCCCUUCCUGGUCACCUCCACGUUGCUGCGCCACUGGCCCUUCGGCGCGCUGCUCUGCCGCCUCGUGCUCAGCGUGGACGCGGUCAACAUGUUCACCAGCAUUUACUGUCUGACCGUGCUCAGCGUGGACCGCUACGUGGCCGUGGUGCACCCCAUCAAGGCGGCCCGCUACCGCCGGCCCACCGUGGCCAAGGUGGUGAACCUGGGCGUGUGGGUGCUGUCGCUGCUCGUCAUCCUGCCCAUUGUGGUCUUCUCGCGCACGGCGGCCAACAGCGACGGCACGGUGGCCUGCAACAUGCUCAUGCCCGAGCCCGCCCAGCGCUGGCUGGUGGGCUUCGUGCUGUACACGUUUCUCAUGGGCUUCCUGCUGCCUGUCGGGGCCAUCUGCCUGUGCUACGUGCUCAUCAUUGCCAAGAUGCGCAUGGUGGCCCUCAAGGCCGGCUGGCAGCAGCGCAAGCGCUCGGAGCGCAAGAUCACCCUGAUGGUGAUGAUGGUGGUGAUGGUGUUUGUCAUCUGCUGGAUGCCUUUCUACGUGGUGCAGCUGGUCAACGUGUUCGCUGAGCAGGACGACGCCACGGUGAGCCAGCUGUCGGUCAUCCUGGGCUAUGCCAACAGCUGCGCCAACCCCAUCCUCUACGGCUUUCUCUCGGACAACUUCAAGCGUUCUUUCCAGCGCAUCCUAUGCCUGAGCUGGAUGGACAACGCCGCUGAGGAGCCGGUCGAUUACUAUGCCACGGCCCUCAAGAGCCGCGCCUACAGCGUGGAGGACUUCCAGCCCGAGAACCUGGAGUCCGGCGGCGUCUUCCGCAAUGGCACCUGCACGUCCCGGAUCACCACGCUCUGAGCCUGGGCCACGCAGGGUUCGUGCGCCCAAAGAGAAGCAGCAUGAGAAGGGAAAACCGGGUGCGAAAGGGGACGGUAUUCAGGUCCCAGGGUGCGUUGGGGAUAACGUGGGGCUAGGACACCGCGAGUCCCUGGUGCAGGGACCCGGGAAGGGCGGGACAACGGUAGGAUGGAGAGAUUUGUUUAUAAACUGAGAAGCAUUCCUGCCACCUUCUCGGUCUCCCACUUUCUCGGCGCCUUUCUCAACGGCUCUCGCUCCGCUGUGCUCUCCGACCUGCAACUUCGAUCCUUCCUUCGCCACCAUCCCGCCCACGCAGGACACGAACUCUUUAGCAUAGUCAACUCAGCCAGUCCUCAGUCCCUCCGGCCUUAUUUCUGUUUGGUUACGCUGAGCCACGGUUACCGCCACGGGUUUCCCUCGGGGUUAGCCCCUCGCUGGUCCUCAGCCCCGCCCAGCCGCUCCCGGGGCCGCUGGUCCAGGUGCUGCCUGGUGCCCCUAGUGGUGUCCCGGGAACCACCGCUCUCCCUUUGCACAGCCCUACUGGAAGGGUGGUGGGACUUCAGAAAGAGCUAGGCAGCUGGUUUGUUUCCCCACUCUUGGGUGAACGUGCGUCCUUCCCCGGGGCCUUUCGUCACUCUCACUCCACCCAGAGCAAAGCCAGGUGCUUAGUGAAACAUGUCCUGCGCUUGGAACCCCAGGCUUUCUGCAGUCCCCAGCCAAGCUCCCCUCUAGAGCAAAAGGGAGCUGAGAACAAGCCAAAUGAGUUUUUAUGAGAGUCUAGGUUUGGUGAGGAGGUGGGUGUACCAGAACUCUCCCUCAAGACAGGCGCUCUCAGUUUCAAAGAGCAAGCGCUGCGCGCUCCUGGCGGGGCCAGGGUUAGGCAGGGCAGGGCAGGACUCACCUUCUCCUGGGAGUCCCCGGGUCACAGGGCUGCAACUCCGCCUGGCUCUCUCCCUCACACCAGAGUCUGGAGGAGCCCGCUAAGAGUAAGAAGAGGCUCGGCUUCCUGCUCCCGUUUACCUUGAAGACCCAGUGACUAGGGUGACUCUUCCGGAGCCUUGACCAACACUGGCUGUGUCCCCACAACCUGCAGGCUCCAGAAUGAGGCCUGCCUGGCCUCCGAGGGUUGCUGCCUUUCAUGCGGUGCCUCAUAAGUUAUUUAUUGCUUAACAUAUUUAUUUAUUUGUGGUGUUGGAAAGUGUGUCUUUGGUCUCCUGCCCUCUACUUGCCUGGUCCCGGUCUUGUCUUUGAGACCCGGUGGGUGGGAUGAAAGUGGAAGUGGGAGAAAGCUCCCAGCCCCGAGGCCCACCUCUGGAAACCUCUCCUCUCCUCUGGAUUUAUCCUUUCCUAGCCUUUCGGGGUUUGAUUGGGUCCAGUGAAGUUUGGAGAUUUUUUUCAUCUUUUUCUUGUUGUGGAGUCUUGUUUGUCAGAUACAUGCUUGUGAGUUGGUAUCUCCUGUCCACACACGGUGGAAAAGUCCUGAACUCCUGGGUUUCCAGGACUCAUAUGUAGGCGAAACACCACUGUGUAUGAUUUGAGAGUGUGUAUAUUUUAUAUAUGUGAUGUGGACACAUAUAUAUUAGUUUAUCUUAUUCCAUUCACGAGUCCAUGAAACAAUUCCAAGUACAGCCUCGACCAGUGCUGGGUGUGAGUCUGGCUGGAACACUUUCAGCUUCUGGGGUUCAAGCAUCACUCAACCUGAAGCUGAGAAAUCUAAUUCAGACAUAGACUUUAGUCACUGCUGGGGAUGCCCAUGCUUCCUCUGGGUUCCUGCAGAGAUGAUUCUCCCACCCAGUCCACGUGGCAUCAUCCCUCCUGUGAGGACACUAAAAGUGGAAUGAUUUGUGUCUAUGUCUAAUCUUACCAACUACAUUGGAAGCCUGAGCAGACAAGGACCAAUAAUUUUACUUCUUUGUACUUCCUGUAUUGCUUUAGUAUGCUGGCUUGUACAUAGUAGGCAUUUGUUGGUUGAUUGUUUAAGCAAGUCAGAGUUUAUUUCAACAGUCCCGAGAUACUAAACCAAGGGUUCUCAGGUUCUCUCAUUGACGUGAUACACAAUGGUUAAAAAUCACUAUUGAAAAAGAUGUUUUGUAUAUAUUUGCUUCAAGAACUUUAUGCUUUCUGGAAAGCAGUCACUGAGAGCUAAGAUGUUUUGUUUAAACUAAUGAACAAAUAUGCUUUUGGUUACACGUCAGAAAGUUUAGGUCUGUUCUUUAAUAAUUACAUAUAUUAUUAGUCCUUUGGAAAAUAGAUUUUUAACGGUUAAGAAUGGUGAAAUUUAACAAU